This is a messenger RNA of Pedinophyceae sp. YPF-701, 1035 nucleotides long. Lineage: Eukaryota; Viridiplantae; Chlorophyta; Pedinophyceae. The record is from the annotation of a GenBank genome assembly.
AUGCUCCGUGCCAUCAAGGGAGAGAAGGUCGAGCGGCCGCCUGUGUGGAUGAUGCGCCAGGCUGGGCGCUACAUGAAGGUCUACCAAGACCUGUGCAAGAAGCACACGACGUUCCGCGAACGCUCCGAGAACGUCGACCUCUCCGUCGAGAUCACGCUCCAGCCGUGGCACGCCUUCAAGCCGGACGGCGUGGUGCUGUUCUCGGACAUCCUGACGCCGCUCACGGCCAUGAACGUGCCGUUCGACAUCGUCGCGGGCAAGGGCCCCGUCAUCUUCGAGCCCAUCCGCACGAUGGAGCAGGUCCGGGAGAUCACCACCGGCGACGACUUCAACUUCAGGGAGGUCAACCACUACGUCGGCGACGCGCUGACGCAGCUGCGCGCGGAGCUCGGCAACGACGCCGCCGUCCUGGGCUUCUCCGGCUGCCCCUUCACCAUGGCCACCUACAUCGUCGAGGGCGGCUCGAGCAAGAACUUCUCGCACACGAAGAACCUGAUGUUCACGCAGCCUGAGGUCUUCCACGCGCUCCUGGACAAGCUCGCGGUGAACCUGGCGGACUACCUGCGCUACCAGGCCGACAGCGGCGCGCACGUCGUCCAGAUCUUCGACUCGUGGGCGUCGCAGCUCAUGCCGCAGGACUUCGACACCUUCGCGGCCCCGUACAUCCGCAAGGUCAUCGAGUCGGUCAAGAAGACGCACCCGGACCUCCCGAUCAUCCUCUACAUCUCCGGAUCCGGCGGCCUCGUCGAGCGCAUGGCCGCGACCAACCCCGACGUGCUCUCCAUCGACCAGUCCGUCGACAUGAAGGACGCGAUCGCGCGGGGCGGCACGAACUACGCGUACCAGGGCAACCUCGACCCCGGAGUCCUGUUCGGCGGCGAGGAGAUCAUCCGGGCGCGCGUGAACGAGGUGGCCAAGACCUGCCACGACGCCGGCGUGCGGCACGUCAUGAACCUGGGCCACGGCGUGCUCCCCACGACGCCGGAGAAGAACGUGGCGGCCUUCUUCGAGGCCGCGCAGGCGGUGCGUUUCUGA